AUGCACAAGCAGCAGUCGAGAGGAGAGGAAACUGAGGGCAUGAGCGAGUGGAAGAAGAGAGCUCCCUAUCGUGUGCACGAGCCCAACGAGCAUUUUGAUGUCAAGUACGAAGCAAACUGCCAUUGCGGGCGCGUCAAGUACCAGCUCAGCCGAAUUGAGCCGCUUGAUUCCAAGCUGUGCCACUGCACAACCUGCCAGACUCAGCAUGCUGCACCCUUCCAAUGGGCUGCUAUUUUUCAUAAGGAAGAUAUCAACUUCUCCAACGGACACCACGACCUCGAAUGGUACGAUCCAACCGACAAGUCGAUAGAGCACAAGCUGCCGUGCAAGGUCCGCUGCUCGUACUGUCACUCGCCUAUCAUGGACGAGGGCCGCAACAUGAUACUUUUGUUCCCAAGCUUGAUCCACCUGAGGACGGAUGAAGACAAGGCUUAUUUCAAGCCUCGUUGCCACAUGUUUUACGGGCAGCGCGUCAUGGAUAUCCCAGAUGGCUUGCCUAAAUGGGAUGGGUUGACUCAGGAAAGCAACCUGAUCGAAGACAGUCCGCCGGAUAUGGUGAGGGAGCUGGAGCGCAAGCGCGAGAAGGAGAGAGAAGAGCGCUUCAAGAAAGGCGAGAACAAAUAA
Lasiodiplodia theobromae is the source of this 624-nucleotide messenger RNA. Its product is annotated as Glutathione-dependent formaldehyde-activating enzyme. The transcript has 3 exons. NCBI's taxonomy places the organism in Eukaryota, Fungi, Ascomycota, Dothideomycetes, Botryosphaeriales, Botryosphaeriaceae. The record is from RefSeq and is a predicted model, not a curated record. The coding region runs from base 1 to 624 and encodes 207 amino acids. Gene Ontology annotation, molecular function: carbon-sulfur lyase activity.